This is a messenger RNA of Lycium barbarum (goji berry), 988 nucleotides long. RefSeq names its product histidine-containing phosphotransfer protein 1-like. NCBI's taxonomy places the organism in Eukaryota, Viridiplantae, Streptophyta, Magnoliopsida, Solanales, Solanaceae. The transcript is spliced from 6 exons. Gene Ontology annotation, biological process: cytokinin-activated signaling pathway; phosphorylation; phosphorelay signal transduction system. The record is from RefSeq and is a predicted model, not a curated record. Bases 177 to 650 code for a protein of 157 amino acids. Gene Ontology annotation, molecular function: protein histidine kinase binding; histidine phosphotransfer kinase activity. Gene Ontology annotation, cellular component: cytoplasm; nucleus.
GUACCAUAUCAAGGUCCUUUUCAUAUCUUUCUCAUCUCAAUAAACACAUCACCAAUAUAUAUCUACGUCCAUAUUUCUCGUGCAUCCCCAAAGAUCUGCUUGUUUUUCCAAGUCCACCCAUAAGUCUAAAAGUAGUGAAAAAGAGUCAGUGAAGUUGGAAAAAGACACCCAAAAUCAUGGAAAUUGUAGGGAAGUUGCAGAAACAAUUUAUGGAGUACAUGUCAUCUCUAUACCGUGAGGGAUUCUUGGAUGAUCAGUUUCUUCAGCUUCAGAAAUUGCAAGAUGAGAGCAACCCUGAUUUUGUUGUUGAAGUUGUGUCCCUUUUCUUUGAUGAUUCUGAAAAACUUCUCAACAACUUAUCCAUUGCUUUGCAGCAACAGGUUGUGGAUUUUAAGCAGGUUGAUGCCCAUGUUCACCGGUUCAAGGGUAGCAGUUCCAGCAUAGGUGCACAAAGAGUAAAGAAUGCUUGUGUUGCUUUCAAAAAAAUCUGUGAAGACAAUAACCUUGAAGGGUGUAUGCAAUGUAUGCAGCAUGCAAAGCAUGAAUAUUUUCUUGUGAAGAAUAAACUUGAAACUUUGUUUAGGCUGGAGCAACAAAUCCUGGCUGCUGGUGGUACGAUUCCUAAUUUCCUAUCAUAUCUUAGGUGCUAAUACCAUGAAAGGGAUGGCGAGAACAAAAAAAGAUAAAUUAGGGGUUUGCUGCUGCAGAGAGUUUCAAGAUUUUUCAUGAGCUCCUUUGACUGCUAGCUUUUAAUUGUUGAAGGUCUAAAGAAUUUCAUGUGAAUAACAUAUUUAAUCAUCUUUGUUGCUUCAUUUUCAUAGGUUUUCUCGCGAUCUAUGUUAUGUUCGACCUGUCAUUUCUUUGUUUUAUAAACUCAAUCUCACAAUUCAGAUGUUGGGUGAGUGUUUAAGACAGUAUUAGUCAUUUGUAAAACUUCAGAUGACAACCUUAUAAGUACUAUAAAUAGAGGAUUGUGUUUGAUGCCCAA